Messenger RNA from Vigna unguiculata (cowpea), 2183 nucleotides. RefSeq names its product NAC domain-containing protein 75-like. Gene Ontology annotation, molecular function: transcription cis-regulatory region binding; DNA-binding transcription factor activity. Gene Ontology annotation, cellular component: nucleus. NCBI's taxonomy places the organism in Eukaryota, Viridiplantae, Streptophyta, Magnoliopsida, Fabales, Fabaceae. Gene Ontology annotation, biological process: regulation of DNA-templated transcription. The record is from RefSeq and is a predicted model, not a curated record.
UAGUUAGAAAAAAAAAAAAAAAAACUCUCUCUCUCUUUCUUUAUCUCUCAUAAACCGCCAACAUACAUGCGCUUCAUAAAUCAGCAAAGCCUUAAAGUUGCUUCUGUGUUCGAAGACGACAACUUUUCCUUUAUUAUUUUUCUCACUCAGUUUCAGUUAAAGUACCUACCUUCUGCUUCUCCAUGCUUAAACCAGGAAAGUCUUUGUUCUGAUCUCAAUCGAGAGAGAUGCAUGGUUGUGGAGUGUUCCACAGAGUUGAAGGUCUCGUAAAGUUUGAUCAAGAGAGAUAGCAAUAGGAAUAGGCAUGAAUAAGAUGAGCAAGUUGAGUUGUGUUAGGAGCUCUGAUCUCAUAGAUGCAAAGCUGGAAGAGCAUCAACUGUGUGGAUCCAAACAGUGCCCAGGUUGUGGUCACAAAUUUGAAGGGAAGCCGGACUGGCUAGGCCUUCCGGCGGGAGUGAAGUUUGAUCCAACCGACCAAGAACUCAUAGAACAUCUUGAAGCCAAAGUUGAAGCAAAGAACAUCAAAUCACACCCUCUCAUAGAUGAGUUCAUUCCCACUAUUGAAGGAGAAGACGGCAUUUGUUACACCCAUCCUGAGAAACUUCCAGGAGUGACAAGAGAUGGGUUAAGCAGACACUUCUUCCACAGGCCCUCAAAGGCUUACACAACAGGGACACGAAAGAGGAGAAAGAUUCAAAACGAAUGCGACUUGCAAGGAGGGGAAACCCGAUGGCACAAGACAGGUAAGACAAGACCAGUGAUGGUGAAUGGGAAACAAAAGGGUUGCAAGAAGAUUCUGGUGCUCUACACCAACUUCGGGAAGAACAGAAAACCAGAAAAGACAAACUGGGUGAUGCACCAGUACCAUCUGGGACAGCACGAAGAAGAAAAAGAGGGAGAGCUUGUGGUGUCCAAGAUUUUCUACCAGACACAACCGAGGCAGUGCAAUUGGUCAGAUAGAAGUGCCACAACCGGUGAAGGAAGUGGAGAACAACAAGCCAACACUAAUGGAAGAAGAGACAGUGGAAGUGGGAGUUGUUCUUCGAAGGAAGUUCUCACUCACAGAGAUGAAAUGUCUGCUAUCGUUGGAGUCCCUCAAAUAACAACCUUCAACACUGCCUUGGACAUUCAACAACUCAAAUCCGACCAAUUUAGCUUCAUUCCAUUCAGAAAAACCUUCGAUGAGGUUGGAAUAGGAGAAGCUUCCACGGGAAGAGAAGUGCAAGCAUCAAGGUCGUGUGAGGAAGUACAUGAAGGGCAUCAUCAUCAUCAUCAACAACAACAGCAGCAAAAUCAGCAUGCGCAGCAACAAAUUUCAAGCACAGCAUUCCAUAUCAGUAGGCCUUCGCAUCCCAUCUCCACCAUCAUCUCUCCUCCACCCCUUCACCAUGCAUCCAUCAUCCUAGACGACAACUCCUACCAUGUCUCCAGAAUUAUGCUUCAAAAUGAAAAUUUCCAGCAACCGCAGCAGCAGCAUCAUAAACUAGGAGGAAGGUCUGCGUCUGGUUUGGAGGAACUCAUCAUGGGCUGCACUUCAACUGAUAUCAAAGAGGAGUCAUCCAUUACAAACCAACAAGAGGCUGAAUGGUUGAAAUACUCUUCUUACUGGCCAGACCCUGGCAACAUGCACGAUCAUCAUGAGUAGGAGGAGACAAAGAAAAAAAAAACACAAACAAGACAACAUCAUUGUGGUCAUCAUUAAUACUUGAAGCAUACAUAAAGUUUCUUUCGACAAAAAACCAAGUAAUGAGAUCGGGGCUUGCUCAUUUUCUUUCAUUUUCCAAUGGUGCAAGUUUGUGAUAAGCUUUGGUGGCUCUCAUCGGAAUUAACUGAGUGCAACGGAACAAAUUGCGAAGAAAGGGAGAAAGAAAAAAAGGGGAAAAGAAAAGAAAUCGAAACAAAGCUGCUCUUCCUCCUGACACAUGGUGAGGGAGAACGACCAAAGUUGCUGCAUAAAAAUCAUCACUACUAUGAUUACAGUAUCAUAUCCCUUUUAUAAUAUUCACAUUAUUUUAUUAUUUUAAGAUGUUUGUAUUGGUUCACAUUCCCCGUUUUUCUCCCAACGAGCCAUAUACAUAUAUAUUAGGUAUUAUUCCAUAUAUAUAGUUUAAGAUUAUAUUUUUACAUUAAACCAUUUAUGUUCGUUGUUAGAGAAUCUUCUACCAAACGAUUCAUAUAUUUUU